GUUUAAUAUCUUCUUAGGCUCAAGUACAUACUGUGUUGGAGUUGCUCAAGUUGAGGUUAGAUGUAAGGGUUCCACUCUUCCAUAGAUGCUACAAGGGCAUUGAAUUGCUACAAGAGCGGUUAUCCGACUGCUCUUUUUACACCCAUUGCUUAGUCUGCUGGAAGCACGGCGUUUGUCGUCGGAUGUGGAGUGACGCGGACCAUCCGCCGGAAGACAUAUGGACAGCAACGAUAGCACGCUGACUUCCCUGCACUUAGUUACGGAGUGUCCGCCGGCAGUUCUGCCCCAUGACAAGGGGCAAGGUGUGCUAGACCGUGGUCACACUAUUGGCGAAGACAUCUCUGUGCCUCGGCAGUCCCUAGCGCCAACCCUCGCCAUCACCUGCUCAAACGUACCAGACGUUGCCAAGCGGGAGCUUGAAGCCUUCCUGCUGGAGUGGUGCCAGCGGCACGUACGGCCAGCCCCGGGCGACAGCCAGCAGCAACACCAGCACCAGCCAGAUGAGCGAGGAGAGCCCCAGCCCCAGGCUCAGCAGCCCCCGGACCAGCCGGAGGAGUCCCAAGGGCGCAGGGAGGCAGGGCGCGCACGAGGGGCGGCACGCUGGGGCCCGGCGGCACCCGUGAGGGAGGACACAGCAGCCGGCAGCCGCCCCGCAGCAGCCCCCAGCGCUCCUCUGCGGUACUGGUCGGGGGCGCUGUCCCUCACGCUGCCUCUACAGGUCCAGGGCCAGACGCAAGCAGCCACUCUAGAGAGCCAACAGGGGCGAGGGCGGAGUAGUGCGGAGGCGUGCGGACAUUUGGAGUAUGUUUGGGAGGACCGCUUGCGGCCGCACAGUGAACCACGGGUCGGCUGUGGCUUGCAGCGGAAGAGCCGAGAGCACGGCAAUGGUGAUACUGGGAUGGCCUUGGGCGGAGAGGCGAAGUCAGCGGCGGCGGAUGGUGGGCAAGCAGGCGAUAACCAUGCGUCAACCAAUGGUAGCAGCAGCGGCAGUUGCGUCGCCACUGCUGCGUCUGCGCCGCAGUCGGCCCCGCAGGUCAACAUCAACGCUGCCGCCGCCGCCGCCACCGUCACCAUGCGGCACCUCCACAAGCCGCAGGCGACCAGCGCCGCAGUCGCAUUCAACGUCGCCUUUGACCAGGAGAACAACACCCCGGCCUACGACCGGCUACGUAUAGCGCCGCUACUGCUGGGUGUCGGGCUGGCAGCUAGCGCUGUGACGCCCAUGACGGCACCACCGCCAGCAGCGUCUGGGGCUGCGACCCAUGGGUCACAAGAGGCGCCUUCAGCGCUUGUGACUGCGCUCAUCGGGAGUCCCGCGGCAAAGGCUGGUGCAGCUGAUGACAACGGCGCCAACCAACGCCCGCGGAAGCGCCGGCGCACCGAAGCCGAGGGGUCAGGCGGCGGAGGCGGAGGCGGGGGCGGGGGCGGACUGGGGCAGUUCUCAUUUGUGCUGAACCGGUGCUGGAACUGCGGCUCCUACGGUCAUGAAAUUGCCGCCUGCCCCCGCCCGCGCGACCAGGCGGCGAUAGACACUCAUCGGCGGGCCUUCACGGAGAGCCGCGCAGCCACGGCGGCACUGCGGGCGGCGCGGCAGGCAGCCGGCGGGCGGCUUCGCGCCAGGCGUAUGGGGCCUUCUGAGGGCAGGUACUUCAGCACCGCAGCCCCGGCCAAUGACGGCGAGGAGGCUCCCUUACCAUCCGCUGACGGCUCCAACGGCGCCAACAUUAGCGCUAUUGCCGCCACCUUCCUCUCCGCCCUUCGAGACGGACCCUUAACGGUUGCCCCGGCCUGGGCUCGACCUGGCGUCCUCUCCAAGUCUCUAGCGACCGCACUGGGCAUGGAGUCCCCGCUGGAUCCUCCGCCCUGGCUGACCCAGAUGGCGUUGUACGGCAUGCCGCCGGCGUACUGCCGCGAAGGCUGCGUUGCGGAGCUGCCGCCGUUGCCGGCGCCGCUGCCGCCGCAGCCGGCGGCGCCGUCAGGCUUGCCCGUUAUCAGGGUGUACGGCGCUGAUGGCGAGCCGUUGCCGCUGCCGUCGGAAGGUGAGGACGGGCAUGCAGCCGGCGAGGACGGCGCAAGCGUGGAUGAGCUUUCCUCGGCGUCGACAAACUCGAUAUGCGCGGAACGACACGAAGAUCACCGUGCUGAAGACAUGAGGCUUGAGGAUGCAGGUACAUUUGCAGCGCCUGCACCAGCACUGGGGGCAGCGGAGAUGGAUGUGACACAGGAAGGUCCGUCGAUUAUGGCUUCGGGAGAUGAAGUGUCUCAGGUUGGGGCGCCGCAGGACCUGCUGCUGCCUAGUGCGCCCAAACACGUGUCGUACCCAGGCGUCAACGCGUCUGUGCCGCAAGCCGCCUGCAGCGAGCGGUGGAGCAGGGCGCUCAGCGAUGCAAAGCGUGUGGCGGCGCUUGUGCAUGCUGCUAAAGAAGCUGCGCAGCGGCGACAGCAGCAGCAGGGCCUGCAGCAGCAAGGCCUGCAGCAGGCUGUUACCGUGCAACCUCAUUUGCAGGAGCAGCCGCCACCGCCGCCGCCGACACAGCUUUUGCAAGGGCAGCUGCUGCCGCAAGGGCAGGACGCAAGGGCACCGACUUCUCAUGAGCAGCCGCAUGCCAGCAGCAGCGCAGCAGCAGGCGACUGGUCCAGCACGCAGCAGCUGCCGGUGCAUCAGCAACAGCAGCUGCAACAGCAACAGGCAGGGUGCGGUUGGCCUGACAGCUGGUCCAACCAGCAGCAGCAACAGCAGCAGCUGUUGCAGCAGCAAGCUGCACAUAAUGCAUACAGCGGGUCCGCGGGCUGGCUUUAUGACCAGCAACAUCUGCAGUUACAGCAGCAGCAGCAGCAGCUGGUAGGAUGCACUGUCGGGGCCUGGAACUACGGACUGCAGCAGCAGCAGGCAGGCUACAACGGGCUAGGCAGCUGAGCUGAGCUGCUGACCUCCUGGGUAUGAGGCUUAUGGGCAUACUGCUGUCGGAAUGAGGCUUCCAUAACACGUGUACUAGCUCGUCAUCACUGUACUUCGGCAGGCAAAUAAGUUAAGGAAACUCCUUGUAAGGAGUUUCCUUACAAGGUUAUGGUUUUGUAAAACGACGUAUGCUGAUGUUGCUUCUAACCAACCACAGACCAUUCGUUGACGGGACUCAUGGUUUGCGACUGGGGCGGAAUGCUUUGUGGUUGCACUAGCAGGACUUACGGGUACCUUAAAGAGUCAUUGCGGGGCCGCAUGGUAACCGGGGGGUGCUUACAUUGCGCCAGCCUCGUGGGACUUAUAGCCCACAGCCCUUGUACACCACGGCGCUUCUAACGGCGAUGUGUUCC
Astrephomene gubernaculifera is the source of this 3312-nucleotide messenger RNA. NCBI's taxonomy places the organism in Eukaryota, Viridiplantae, Chlorophyta, Chlorophyceae, Chlamydomonadales, Astrephomenaceae. The record is from the annotation of a GenBank genome assembly.